Molecule: messenger RNA, 2967 nt
Organism: Balaenoptera acutorostrata (minke whale)
Lineage: Eukaryota; Metazoa; Chordata; Mammalia; Artiodactyla; Balaenopteridae
Gene: C10H6orf141
Product: chromosome 10 C6orf141 homolog
Exons: 1
Coding region: 72-650 (192 amino acids)
Source: RefSeq, a predicted model, not a curated record
CCUACUGGCCAUCCUGCGCUUUCCAGAGCUCCGCUGGCGUUCGCUGCGAGAACCGGCGGAAGACCCACCGGAUGAAUGGCCCUCCUCCCGGGAUGGGGGCCCCGGGUCCCCGCGGGGCUCCGAAUCUCGCGGCCUCGCCCCACAGCGUGCGGCGCGCCCGGCCGUUUGUGCGCGAGGCGGGGCGCGGGGCUCCCCUGGCCCUGGGCGCGCCGAACCCCUCGGCGGCGGGGGCGAGCAGCAGCCGGGGCGGCGCCCGCGAGCACCGCCAGGCCGGAGAGAAUGUGCACUGUGACUCCUGGGUCCGAGAGAAAGUGCUCUUUCUUCUGCACCCGGAGAGGUGGUUGGGGACUCAGGGGGACUCCGCACGGGAAGAAGUGGUCGAUGAGGAGGACCUUUUCAAAGCGGGCGGACAGGGCCGGGAACCCGACUGCCCUUCGCCUCUCUUUCCACGGGAAAAGCGAAUUUCUGGCAGCCGUGCAGACGCUCCCUCCCGAGCUCGGGGGGACCCACCCAAACCCCUCCUCGUGCGGGUCGUGGAUUAUGAGAUGACACAAGAAGUCCUGCAGGUCGCGUGGGCGAAGGGCUGCAUGACCACGCUGACCGAGGAGCGCUCCAUGACCGCGGUCACUUUCCCCGCCAACACGGAGUGAGACCGGUUGCGGGGCGCCGGGACCCCUGGAGAACCCCGAGCUCUCGGCACAGAGAGAGAGAGAGACCCCCGUGUCCACGCCGCGGAGGGACAGUUUCACGGUCCCUCAGGACCUGACUCCCCGAGGAGAUUCAGUGGGGAAGAGGAGCCCGAGGAACGUUCAAGAGUUGGUGAAGGAGCGCUCAUCCUUAAGAAAAGAAAAUGCUCUUCCGGAAACUCCAGCCUGAAAUUAACCGACAGCAAGAACCUUUUAAGAGGCUUCAGGGAGGCACAGGGCACCCAGUGCAGACUGAAGAACUGUAAACAACACGAUACCUCCUUUAUACCGUGGCUUAAAUACUCUGACGGUCUGGGAACCUUAGAAGAGGGGAGGAAAGGUAUUUUCAAAUUGGCAGAACGUGGGGAUUUUGAAAUAAGAAAAUCUGUAGUUAAUUUUUAUUUUGAGAUAACUCUCAGUUGGUCACUCUUUUGCCUCCCUGCCCUCCCCUUCUCUUUAAGACCUGAAAGCAGAAGUGAAGUUUGAAGUCUGCUCUCUGCAAAAGGGUGGGGGUGGGAAUAUAUGUGGAGAGAGGUUUGUUUUGAAACUGAAAAAGAAAGUAAAAAAUGGGAAAAUAAAAUGUAAAAAAAAAACAGCCAGUAAACAAAAUCUUUUUUUGUUACUGUCUUCUGGUGUGCACAUCUUUUUCUUUCUUUCUUUCUUUUUUUUAAAUUUUUUAAUUACCUUUAAGUGUUAAGAAAAGAGAGGAGCUAGGAAAAGAAGGAGAGGAAACAGAAGACUGAAUUUUUAAGGUGAAAUGCUAUUUCAAAGGGCUUUACCCCAAGUAUCUAAUUUAGUUCAGUAAAAAAUGCUAUUAAUAUGAAAUUUUUAGUUAUCUUAAUGUUUGAAACACUGCAGAUAAAUCUGCUCCAAAGGUAGAUAGAAAUAUAUAGUUUGCUGUAAAAUGACUGUAUAUCUUAUUCUUGUUCGAAGCUUCUUACUAAUAAGAUUUGUAGUCGAGACUGGAUUGAAAAAAAAUCUCUCCUGAUACAGUUGAAAAAAAAAUUUCUUCUGAUGCUACUGAAACAACUCAUUUUUAUUUUGUUUAUUUAUUUUUUAUUAAACACCAUCUUUAUUAACUCUAGUAGUGGGGCCUGGUUUGGAGGUGUGUUAGGAGCAAAGCACCCCCUCUAGAGAUGAACUGAUGAACUGAAGGAGUUAUCUGGUUACUGCAGGAAUUAACAAAACAAAUGGGACUCUGGCUUUUGAGGAGUAAACUAUUGAACAGGGCCCCCUCCCUUACUCUUCCUCCUUUGCCCCUUAUUUUCAGUUUAGAGCUUGACAGGCCCUCAAAUAUCAUCUGAUCCACCUCUUGCCUCUUGGCAGACAAGAUAGGUAAGAUAUGUCCCUAUUUUACAGUUGAGCCAACCUAGGCCUAGAAGCCAUGUGGCUUAUGUAGGUCACAAAGCUAGUUACUGCAUAUGCUUACUAAGUAGAUAAGAAUAUGAUCAUCUCCCUCCUAAAAGUUUGGGGAUGCCUUUAGGACUCACUUCUAGGGAGUCAAAAGAUGAGUGAGGGCAGCCUAGGUUUUCUGACUCAGUCAGUUAUGAGAAAUACUAAGAUCACCUUAAUGUCCCUGAGUCUGGCCGGACCUGUGGGCUUGAGAUUCACCACUAGCAGUUCUCAGGCCAGUGUGAUCCUCACUUGAGAGAGGAAUUCAGCACCUGAGCUCAUCUGUGCUCAAAACUGCUUGGUAGGUAGAAAAGGUAAUACAGGCUCCAUGAAAUGAAUGAUCUUUUCAUCCAGCAACCCUGCCUGGCUCCAGUGUGAGGUUAAACUUCUUGGCAGACAAAUUUCAGACCUGACUCAAUAAGUUUGGUUGUUGUGAGUCAACAUAUGCCCCAUGUGAUAGAGCUUUGAAUAGAGACAAGAAAAGCCUCUUUAAAGUUGACCAAAAACAGUAGCGACAUUCUGUUGCCUUCCCUAUGGAGCAAACUCAGGACUUGAGCUACUUGGGUUCACAACCACUCCACCUCUUACUAACUGUGUGACAUUGGGCAAGUGUUUCACCUCUCUGUGCCUCUGGAUCCUUAUUUGUUAAAUAGGGAUAAUAAAUAGUAUCAAUCUUACAGGGUUUUUCCUAGGAUUAAGUUAGAUGAAAGAUAUUUAGAUCAGUGCUUGGCAUAUAAUAAAUGCUCAAAGUGAGCGAUUAUUAUUAUUAGUAUUAUCGUUAUUGUUUAGUUCACUUUCAUCCUAACAAGGCUUUAGGGCUUUAUUUAAUAAAAAGCAGCAGAAGGCAUACAACACAAGAAAUCUUAUAGAACCCAAACCAGUGGUUUUU